Molecule: messenger RNA, 1906 nt
Organism: Myodes glareolus (Bank vole)
Lineage: Eukaryota; Metazoa; Chordata; Mammalia; Rodentia; Cricetidae
Source: RefSeq, a predicted model, not a curated record
GCCUGUGGGUGCUGGGACUAGAACCUGGGUCAGCUGAGCUAUCUCUCCAGUCCUUCCACCACUUAUUUUUAUGUCCAGAUCAUCACAAAUGCGUGGGAAUUAUCCUCUCGAGGAGUAAGGCGGGGCAUGACGGUAAACUCAACCAACGAGACUCAAAACGACUUCCGGCUUGCAUUUCCACUCGUGGAACACGGUGAGGGCCCUCGGGGCGUGACGCCGUAAAGACUCCGGAAUUCCCCCGUUCUCCAACUCUAUUGGCUUUAACCUCUGGUCACCUGACUCUCUCGACCAACGAGAGGCGACUGAAUCAGUACUUCCGCCUCUGUGUGCGUCUAGCGAACCACUGUGCCCACCCCACGAGUACUCUGAUUGGUUGCUCUCUCGAAGCCCGCUUGCUUAUUGGCCAGGACGGGAUCCGGCUAUCCAGCGGCAACCUAGAGCUGUGUCAGACAAGCCUAGCAACCCGGCAGCCAUGGCGUCUUAUUUUGAUGAGCACGACUGCGAGCCGUUGAACCCUGAUCGCGAGGCCCGCAACAACAUGUUGCUGGAGCUCGCGAGGAGAGUGCGCGGGGCUUGGAGCUGGGCCCCGGGUAGCAGAUCACUCUUUAAUAGGAUGGACUUUGAGGACUUGGGACUGGUAGACUGGGAACACCACCUGCCUCCACCAGCUGCCAAGGCCGUGGUAGAGAGCCUCCCCAGAACGGUCAUCGGUAGCGCCAAGGCUGAGCUCAAGUGCCCUGUGUGCCUUUUGGAAUUUGAGGAGGAGGAAACUGUCAUUGAGAUGCCCUGCCAUCACCUCUUCCAUUCCAACUGCAUUCUGCCCUGGCUGAGUAAGACAAAUUCCUGCCCCCUGUGCCGCCAUGAGCUGCCCACUGAUGAUGACAGUUACGAAGAGCACAAGAAAGACAAGGCUCGGCGGCAGCAGCAGCAGCACCGCCUGGAGAACCUCCAUGGAGCCAUGUACACGUGAGGCAGCAUUAGGGCUGUGAGCUCGGCCUCUGUGACAUCUAUGUCCUUUUGCACUUUGAGUCUUCAUUAAAGGUUUCUUUACCCACUCUGCAGGUGCACUGCUCACACGCCCGAGCAGGGGCUCUGCAUCCUCAGCCCUGCUGCUAAUGAGAAAAAUGGCAAAGGUGUCAAAUGGUAGAAGGUGCCAGGCUGCAUUUCCCUUUCUGCUGGCCUCUAGACUCUGGGUGGUGGGGCCCUGGUAGCAGCCAGGGCUUGGGUCUGAGUGUUCUUGGUUAGAAGACUGUGUCAGGGCCUGGCACUUUGUAGCUUUUUAAAACUGAUAAACUAACUUGCACCACCCCCUUCCGGAAGAAUCUAGUUAACCUUGGAACCUUUAGUUAACAUUGGAAUCCUGGGGGUGUUCUUUAGUUCCACUGAGAAAACUUUUUAACAUUGUAAACUCUGUAUUCUGUCCCUGUAGGCCCCGGGUAUCAAGGAAUCAAAGUUCAAGCCAGACUGGGCAGGGAAAGAAAUGAGACUACAAAGCCAAGCCAGGUCUUUAGCUUGUUUAGACUCAUAAAGGGGGCCAAGGUUUUGAGAGUGGGUUUCUAUGUGACCCUGGCUGGCUUGGAACUCACUGUAUAGACCAGGCUGAUCCUGGUCUACACAGAACUUAGGAGAUCCUCCUGCCUCUACCUCCUAGCUCCCCAUGCUGGGAUUACUGGUAUGUACCACCAUACCCAGACCCUUCUGAUGUAUUUAGAUGGCACCUGUCACUUAGUUACUGGCAACCCUCAAGAAUCUUUCAUAGUUACUGGCAACCCUCAAGAAUCUUUCUGGGAUGAAAGGGCUUCUUCUCAUCCCUACCUACUGGAUCAGACCCUCCCUGAUUCUCCAGAACAGACUGCAAACAUGCAAAUUAGAAUUCUUUUAAUAGAUAUAAAAAAGUACUAAAAUA